ACAGGGGGGGAAGGAGGAAGUGGGGCGGCCCGCGGGGCUCUGCCUCUGCCGCUGCCGCUCCGGUAGUCGCGGGGCUCGGCCGGCCGCUGCUGGCGGGGAGAGUCCUUUCCACGACGCGUGGGCUGACCGCCCUCCAGGGCAGGCUUGCGCUCCGGUGCUGCCGCUGAAGCGAGGCAGGCAGGGAGCGGGGAGCCCCCCGCCGGGCCGCGGCGCAUCGCCGGGGAAGUUUGGUGCGGGGCGGGAUCCUGCCGGCCGCGGCGGUGGCGCCGGGUAUGAACGGCUUCGCCCCCGAGGAGGUGACCCAGCGUGGGGCAGACCCCGCCGCCGCGCCGGUGGUGGGCAGUGCGGGCUCCGCCGUGGAGGUGCCGCCGCCGCCAGCGCCGCCGGGGCUGGGUCCGGCCGCCGUCGCCGCCGCGGGCUCGGCGGGCGGCGGGUGCGCGGGCGGCCCCGGGGCCGGGCAGCUGUGCUGCCUGCGGGAGGAGGGGGAGCGAUGCGGCCGCGCCGCCGGCAACGCCAGCUUCAGCAAGCGCAUCCAGAAGAGCAUUUCGCAGAAGAAGGUGAAGAUCGAGCUGGAUAAGAGCGCAAGACAUCUGUACAUUUGUGACUUCCACAAAAAUUUAAUUCAGAGUGUGAGAAAUAGAAGAAAGAGGAAAGGCAGCGAUGAUGAUGGUGAUUCACCAGUGCAAGACAUCGACACUCCAGAGGUUGAUUUAUAUCAGUUACAAGUAAACACACUUCGAAGGUACAAAAGACACUUCAAGCUACAGACCAGACCGGGACUUAACAAAGCACAGCUUGUUGAAAUAAUUGGCUGCCACUUUAGGACAAUUCCAGUGAAUGAAAAGGACACCUUAACAUACUUCAUCUACUCAGUGAAGAAUGACAAGAACAAACCAGAUCUAAAGAUGGAUAGUGGGAUUCAUUAGGCAGAAAAGGUUGGGACUGAGACUCAGGCUGCAAAUGAAAAGACUGAGGUUUUGUUGAUAUGCAAAAGCUUUCUUUGUAACUUUUUCUCCUGAGAGAGUUUGUCUGGUUUAUUUUUCAUAACCUUGCUGAUUUGUUUGAAAACCAUCUCUUAUGAAACAAAUUUCCUCAGCAAAAGUAUUUUAAAUAAAUAUCAUUGAUAUUGUUGCUCAAAUGGGUGUGUCUGUAAUUUUAAUGAGUUGGACUCGAUCCUGACAGGUCCCAUCCAGCUCAGCAUAUUGUGUGAUUCUAUGAUACUUGUACCUAAUAGUUAAGCUUUAAUGAACUAUGUAAUAAUAUUAAAAUAUUUUCAAUUGAAACGUGCCAAGGAUAUAUUUGUAAGUGUGCCUCAAGUGCUUAUGAUGCAAUGCCUUUAAAAAAAAAAACUGUAGCAGACUUGGCAAUAGGUUCUUUUUCCUAAGGUAAAAGGUUUUAAGUGCCAGUUCUGUUCUUAGCUGGGCAGAAAUGGCUGAGUAACAAUUUUUUCCCCCUUUGGAAACAAGUAUUGGAGGAUUUUCUGAUUUGUUUAUUCAUUGUGUCAUUGCUGAGAUACGUGCUUCCAAGCACUGAGGCCUUCCUGCUCCUAUAUUAAAAUGGAAAAAAUGCAGCUCUUGAAUUUCAAAGCUGUAAGUACAGAUGAAGAGACUGCUGCAGCUUGCUGUGCUGAGAAAUCCUUUGACUCAGUCAGAAAUCCUUUACCUGCUGACUUCUCCAUUUGUCUGCAUGGACUGCUGCUAAGAACUUAAUUGGAGAAUGAGAGUUGAGCCUGUGUGGGGUCAAUACUGCCUUUUCUAACAGGCACACUGCUUCUUUUCCAUUGCAUGGAUUAGCUCAGGCCUGUCUAAAAGGAAUAACCCCCUCUCAAUAAACCCAGAACUCAUGGUAGCUUAUGGAGAAUAAUAUCCAGCAAUACUUAGGCUUUUAAUUGAUUGUCUUAGAAAACUCUGAUGUUGAAGAUGGUAUUAUGAAUGACUUCUUGUAUUGCAACUAUUGUGUCAAUCUAAAUGUGUGGUGUAUGGAAAAUUAUUUCUUUCUGCUCAAAGCUGUGCAUGUAGGAUGAAUAAACAGCUGAGGGAAAAUAGUUUUCAUCUUAAAGCUGAGGAGGACAUGGUUUCAGCUGGUCCAGUUAGCAUUCAUUGCAACUCCCAACCUUAUCAGAUGUUUAUAAGCUUUUCCUUAAUUUGGGAAAAAUAAGAAAGCAGUAUGUCUGUGAUCUAAUCUGCUUGAUGUUAAUCUUUUGAGUAUUUUUGAAAAUUACUACUCUGUGGGCAUCACUACAACUAAGAUGCUUCACUUUGCUUUUUUUGACCUGUGAGGCUUGCACAGAACUGAAUGAUGAUAAACCCUAACCUCAGA
Molecule: messenger RNA, 2319 nt
Organism: Zonotrichia albicollis (white-throated sparrow)
Lineage: Eukaryota; Metazoa; Chordata; Aves; Passeriformes; Passerellidae
Gene: SAP30
Product: Sin3A associated protein 30
Biological process (GO): regulation of DNA-templated transcription
Cellular component (GO): histone deacetylase complex
Molecular function (GO): transcription coregulator activity; protein binding
Source: RefSeq, a predicted model, not a curated record